Carcharodon carcharias (great white shark) is the source of this 5747-nucleotide messenger RNA. RefSeq names its product diphosphoinositol pentakisphosphate kinase 2 (gene ppip5k2). The coding region runs from base 305 to 3910 and encodes 1201 amino acids. Gene Ontology annotation, molecular function: 5-diphosphoinositol pentakisphosphate 1-kinase activity; diphosphoinositol pentakisphosphate kinase activity; inositol hexakisphosphate kinase activity. The record is from RefSeq and is a predicted model, not a curated record. Gene Ontology annotation, cellular component: cytosol. Gene Ontology annotation, biological process: inositol phosphate biosynthetic process; inositol metabolic process. The transcript has 30 exons. NCBI's taxonomy places the organism in Eukaryota, Metazoa, Chordata, Chondrichthyes, Lamniformes, Lamnidae.
GGACGCUUUUUGUGGUGGGACGGAUUAGAGCCAUUGGCAGCCCCAGCGUGCGGAAGCUGGCAGCAGAUGGAAGAAUGUAACCUUGUCGUGCAAUAUCCAUGCUCUGAGAUGUACUGCAAGCUUUAACAAUGUGCAUGAACUAAAUAUGCACGCUUUCCAGUUAUGAAUUUUAAGUGCAUUUGGCAGUUAACUACAUAUCAAGCAGUCAGUUUUGAGCAACAUUGUUUGGUUGUACAGAGGGUGUUGUUUCCAUAGCUAGCAAUUUGAUUGCUAGUUAUUGAUAGAAAGCAUAGACCUGGACAAUAUGUCUGCUCAUGGCCUGGAAACAGAGCCUCCUAGCUUCUUUCUUGGGUCAGAAGAUGCGGAACUCCUGCAUCAAAUGAAACCUCGAGAUUUUGAAGAUUUUGAUCAAGAUGAAGAAUAUGAUUCUCCACCAGAAAGGCAGAUUGUGGUUGGAAUUUGUGCCAUGGCCAAGAAAUCCAAGUCGAAGCCAAUGAGUGAGAUUCUGGGACGACUUUGCAGGUUCAAAUACAUCACUACUGUGAUAUUUGAAGAAGACACCAUACUAAAUGAGCCAGUGGAGCAAUGGCCACUUUGUGAUUGCCUCAUUUCCUUCCACUCAAAAGGGUUUCUAUUGGACAAAGCAGUGGCUUAUGCAAAGCUAAGGAAUCCAUUUGUUAUUAAUGACUUGAACAUGCAAUAUAAUAUUCAAGACAGGAGGGAAGUUUACCACAUUUUGAAAGAAGAAGGGAUUGAGUUGCCACGCUAUGCAAUACUAAAUCGUGAUCCAGAUAAACCUGAUGAAUGUAAUUUGGUAGAGGGUGAAGAUCAUGUCGAGGUCAAUGGGGAUGUCUUUCAAAAGCCAUUUGUGGAGAAACCAGUGAGCGCAGAGGACCACAAUGUUUACAUUUACUAUCCAACAUCUGCUGGCGGAGGAAGCCAAAGACUCUUUCGAAAGAUUGGCAGCAGAAGCAGUGUCUAUUCCCCUGAAAGCAGUGUCCGGAAAACAGGUUCUUACAUCUAUGAGCAGUUUAUGCCAACAGAUGGUACAGAUGUGAAGGUUUACACGGUUGGUCCAGAUUAUGCUCAUGCAGAGGCCCGCAAAUCACCUGCUCUUGAUGGUAAGGUUGAACGAGAUAGUGAAGGAAAGGAAGUUCGCUAUCCUGUCAUUCUAAAUGCUAGAGAGAAAUUAAUUGCUUGGAAAGUCUGCCUUGCUUUUAAGCAAACUGUUUGUGGCUUUGACCUGUUGCGAGCUAAUGGCCAAUCCUAUGUCUGUGAUGUUAAUGGCUUCAGCUUUGUAAAGAAUUCCAUGAAGUAUUAUGAUGAUUGUGCAAAGAUUUUGGGAAACAUCAUCAUGCGAGAGUUAGCUCCACAGUUUCAGAUUCCAUGGUCUGUCCCUACUGAAGUGGAGAACAUUCCUAUUGUACCCACAACAUCGGGCACAAUGAUGGAGCUUCGUUGUGUAAUAGCAGUCAUAAGGCAUGGGGAUCGAACUCCAAAACAAAAAAUGAAAAUGGAAGUCAGGCAUCAGAGAUUUUUUGAACUCUUUGAAAAGUACAAUGGAUACAAAGCAGGAAAAAUAAAGUUAAAGAAGCCAAAGCAACUACAGGAAGUCUUGGAUAUUGCAAGGCAUCUUUUGGCAGAACUGGGCCAGAAUAAUGAUUCAGAAAUAGAAGAAAGCAAAUCAAAACUUGAACAACUGAAAACUGUGCUUGAGAUGUAUGGACAUUUUUCUGGAAUAAAUCGUAAAGUUCAGUUAACAUAUCUACCUCUUGGAUGUACAAAGACUUCAAGUGAAGAAGAUGACAAUAAGAGGGAGGAGCCUUCACUACUGCUGGUGUUAAAGUGGGGUGGAGAACUGACUCCAGCAGGCAGGGUCCAAGCUGAAGAAUUAGGUCGUGCUUUCCGGUGCAUGUAUCCAGGAGGGCAAGGAGAUUAUGCAGGAUUUCCCGGUUGUGGUUUGCUUCGAUUGCACAGUACGUAUCGGCAUGAUCUAAAGAUCUAUGCAUCCGAUGAAGGGAGAGUUCAAAUGACAGCAGCAGCCUUUGCUAAGGGAUUACUAGCUCUGGAAGGGGAGCUAACCCCAAUUCUUGUACAGAUGGUUAAAAGUGCUAACAUGAAUGGCUUGCUAGACAGUGACAGUGACUCCCUGAGUAGUUGCCAGCAGCGGGUUAAAGCUCGGCUCCAUGAGAUUCUACAGAAAGACCGAGACUUCACUGCUGAAGAUUAUGAAAAGCUUGCUCCAACUAAAAACAGUUCUAUAAUUAAGUCAAUGCAGUUAAUCAAAAACCCUGUUAAGACCUGUGAUAAGGUUUACGCCCUGAUUCAGAGCCUGACGUCCCAAAUUAGAUGGAGGAUGGAAGAUCCCAAAUCAGCUGAUAUUCAGCUUUACCAUAGUGAAUCACUCGAAUUGAUGCUGCGAAGAUGGGCUAAAUUAGAAAAGGACGUCAAAAUGAAGAAUGGGCGUUAUGACAUCAGCAAAAUUCCUGAUAUCUAUGACUGCAUAAAAUAUGACGUUCAACAUAACAGUUCCCAACAAUUGGAGAACACAAUGGAACUGUACCAGUUAUCAAAGUCAUUGGCGGACAUUGUGAUACCUCAGGAAUAUGGCAUCACCAAGGCUGAGAAGAUGGAUAUUGCCAAAGGAUACUGUACUCCUUUGAUAAGAAAAAUUCGUUCUGACUUGCAAAGAACUCAGGAUGAUGAUACUGUUAACAAACUCCAUCCACUAUACUCAAGAGGAGUCUUGUCCCCAGAGCGACAUGUCCGUACUAGGUUGUACUUUACUAGUGAGAGCCAUGUACACUCACUUCUCUCUAUAUUGCGCUAUGGAGCCCUGUGUAACGAGGUCAAAGAUGAACAGUGGAAAAGGGCAAUGGGCUAUCUGAACUACACCAGUGAGCUUAAUUACAUGACGCAGAUUGUUAUCAUGUUGUAUGAGGACCCAAACAAGGACCCUUCUUCAGAGGAACGCUUUCAUGUUGAAUUACACUUCAGUCCUGGUGCUAAAGGAUGUGAGGAAGAUAAAAAUCUUCCAUCAGGUUUUGGAUACAGACCAGCUUCUCGUGAGAGUGAUAAUGGAAGCAGAGCCUUCCCGGCAAAUGACAAUGAUGAGGACUCCAUUUCAAGAAGAGAAGAUGCUGAAAAGGCCACAGUGUUGUUCAGGCCAAUGGUUUCUGACCCCAUUUAUAUACAUCGAAAAUCCCCGCAGUCACGCUCCAGGAAAAUAGGCUCAGUGGAAGAAGAGAGCCCCCUGAGUCUGUCUAGCCCAGAGUGUAGUGGUACCUGGAUGCAUUACACUAGUGGUGUGGGUGCUGGGCGUCGAAGACGCAGAUCAGGGGAACAAAUCACUUCUUCCCCUGUCUCCCCCAAAUCAUUGGCUUUCACAUCAAGUAUUUUUGGCUCAUGGCAACAGAUUCUUGCGGAAAACACUCCUCUUUUGCGAAUUGGAAGGCCCCACGCAGAGCAGAAAUACACUGGACUUGACGCCACACGCAGUUCUGCUGUAAAAAGAUUUUCUAUCUCAUUUGCUCGACACCCAACCAAUGGAUUUGAGCUUUAUUCGAUGGUGCCUUCCAUUUGCCCCCUUGAAACCCUUCAUAAUGCACUUUCUUUGAAGCAAGUGGAUGAAUUUCUUGCAUCGAUACCUGAAAGCAAUGCCCUUUCUGAUGCUCCUCCUACAUCCUCAGGUUCUGGAAGUGUUUUUUCCCUGGGUAGAAGAAUUUUAAAUACAUACACUCCAAGAAAGAUACUUCCAACACCUCAGUCAUCAGAUCAAGAUAGUAGCAGAUCUGCGUUCUCCAAUUGUGGAUCUUCCAGCAAUGUGUCUAUUGCAGGGCCAUCUUCACCGACAAAAAAUGCACCCUUCAUCGGCCUAAGCGACAACUCCAUAAAAGCUAAAGAUGACUAAAGCUGAUGAAUGGAAAACUGCAUUUAAGUAAGCUGGUCCAGACCAAUUUGUAGUACAUGGAAAUAAAUGAAAAUAUAAUAGCCUUAAAAAAUGUAUUCUUUGUGUUCAAAUACUUAAUUAAAAAGAAAAAAAAAACUAUCCCUUAAUCGUUUGUUUGUGCCAAGACAAAUCACAUGAACAGUUAAUAUUAAAAGUUGAUGGUAGGUAUUCCGUAUAUUUGUCAUUUUUAGAACAAUUGAAUUUUGGCACACAGUGACUGAGGUUAAUAUAAUGCUAAAUUUUUUAUUUCCUCCACCUGCAUAGCAUUUCCAGAAGAACUAAAACUGCAAUAGAAAGUUUCCUGUGUGGUGAAAUUGCAUUCGGUAAAGCUGUAAUCCAAAUAUGCAGUUUGGAUUUGAAUUCCCUUUAUAUGCUAAUCUUUAUUAAGUCAUAUUAUAACUAUGUUUAAUGGGAAAUGUGACAUCUCAUGUUUCAUAAAUGAAGUUGCACAUUUUUAGUCAAACUCAUCGUGUUUAAAAACUGUAAAAGCUAUUUGUCAACCAUUCUUUGCUCCCUUAAUGAGUAAUUUUACUCCCUAUAACAUUUCCACUUGAUGGUAAAAUGUAGGGAAAUUCAUGCAAAUUGUCUUGAAAACCCAAUUAUUGUAUUUGGUUCCAUUUAUCUAUAUUACAGUUUUUUUUUUCCAUUCAGAACACCUAAUUAUUAUAUUGUUAUUGCAGGUUAACAUGACGGAUCUUGUGUGCUUCAAUACCUUGUGUUGCUUUUCAAUUUUAGCUUUUCUGAAUAAAUGAUUAAAUGUGUGAGUGUGUUAAAAUUAAAAAAGUGAGCUAUUUAUAUUUCAUGAUAUACAAUAAAAAUUAGAUUUGUUUACAUAAUUCUGAGGAUAUAUUAAGCAAGAUUGAUAGACACCAUUUUUUUUCUCCCUUUUUAAAAAGAUUGUUUGCACCAUGUUUUGGAUUACACUAGUCACAACCAAGGUUAUAGAUGCAUGUGUAUGUCCAGACUCUAAUUCACAAUGUUACCGUGAUUUCAACCUGUAAUUGACUAAUAAGGUUUUUGUUUUGGGUGUAGGUUUGCAUUGGAGAAACGUGCAAUUUUGAUGAAAAAUUGUUUGUUCUUAUGUGUAUAAUAUAUAUAUAUUAUAGAGAAAACGUUGUUUAACGGAGCAAUUUUGAGCUAUGGUACUUGAUAAACAUUUUUGUAAAGGACAUUUAAACUGACACAGAAGUAUUUUUAUUUUGAAGAAUACAAGUUAUCAAUAAAUGUAGCCUUGGGUUUUUGUCUCAUUUAAAACAUUGCUUAACAUGCAAAUGUAGAGCUUCACAAUUUUAAGGAAGUUUAUUGAAAUUUAUGUUAGGUCACAGAUUUAGCUGCAAACAAAAUUUAAAUCUAAUCUAUAUAUGUUUUUAUAUGAAAUGGAUUACAGAUAUGUUUUGUAAAGGGGAUUAUGUAUCUGUAUAUAUUGUUCAGUACUUUGUUUUUUAUUGUUUACAUUCUAUGUUAUGGAACACAAAACUUUCACCUCUACAUUGAUUUUGUGUCCUAUUGUGAAUUAUUCUCCAGUUAACAUGGAAUAGCAUGUCUUAUGGAAAAUCUGUUACUUUAUAAGGUUAACUGCAUUCAGUGGAGCAUUCAGCAAUGUCAUGUUGAUUUAUAACCAUUUAAAAUAUGAGAAUAUUUGAGCUGUUGCCCAAGUACAUAUUUCUCCAACUGAGUUUUAACUGCAGUUUCAAACAGUAAAAAUUUGAUAUGUUUUGAACCACAUAUCUUUUGUUCCUGUAAAUUGGUCGUUGCAUUAUAUGUACCAAGUUUGCCAAAUAAACUAGCAUAUAUUGAA